AUGACUGUCUCCACAAAGGUAACUCCGGUAGCCGACCACAAAAAAAAUGUCUUCCCAUUUCCACCUAGCAAUUGUUUACCAGGGCAACAUAAGCGCACAGGUGGUACUAGAACUACAUUUGCAUACGUAAUGGACAAAACAAAGGCGCUGCUUCGGCCGACCGUGCGCGCUUCUGCUAUCCUGGUUAGCAUUGUAAUAAAUGCUAAUGAACAUUAG
Arctia plantaginis is the source of this 216-nucleotide messenger RNA. The record is from the annotation of a GenBank genome assembly. NCBI's taxonomy places the organism in Eukaryota, Metazoa, Arthropoda, Insecta, Lepidoptera, Erebidae.